This is a messenger RNA of Calidris pugnax (ruff), 840 nucleotides long. RefSeq names its product forkhead box R1 (gene FOXR1). Gene Ontology annotation, molecular function: sequence-specific double-stranded DNA binding; DNA-binding transcription factor activity. Gene Ontology annotation, cellular component: nucleus. The coding region runs from base 1 to 840 and encodes 279 amino acids. Gene Ontology annotation, biological process: regulation of DNA-templated transcription. The transcript has 5 exons. NCBI's taxonomy places the organism in Eukaryota, Metazoa, Chordata, Aves, Charadriiformes, Scolopacidae. The record is from RefSeq and is a predicted model, not a curated record.
AUGUACUUGAGUUUCCAAAACAAGUCGUUUUGGGAAAGCCUGCAUUUAAAAAAAGGCCUUGAGGACUGGGAUAUGGCAGAGGAGCUCAAACUCUCCGUCACUACUGAAGAGUUUCCGAAAGGACCUGGGGAUCAGCCCCACCUGUGGAUGUGGGUGAAGCCCAGCCUGGUCUGCCCCAUCCCCGGCAGCCCUGGCCCAGCUCCGGACAGACUCCACAGCCCGGUGGCCUCGGCUGCUGGUGCCGCAGAAGCCUCCUUUCCAAAGACAUCCCAGGAUGAUGCCGACCCAGACUGCUCUGAGAAGGAUGCACCAUCAGCCACCAGCGAGGCUGGGAAGUUCACUAAGGGGGAAGACACUUCGCGUGUGGACAUCCCAGUUCCUCAGGAGAUGCCGAUACCUUGGAAAUCUGUGGUCCUCAGACCCCAGAGUGUGAAGCUCAAGUGCUCCAGGCAGAAGAGCACCAAAAUCAAGGGAGGCUGGCCCCGUCCCCCCCUGAAUUACUGCCUCCUCAUCACCCUCGCCCUGGGCAACAGCGCAAGCGGCAGCCUGAGCGUACAGCAGAUCUACCAGUUCACACGGCAGCACUUCCCAUUUUUCCAAACGGCCCCAGAGGGGUGGAAAAGCACCAUCCGACACAAACUGUGCUUCAGCAGCUGCUUCGAGAAAAGCACUGCCUUUGUGUGCGGCGAAGGGAACCGCAAGUCCUGCCUGUGGAAGCUCACGCCAGAAGGACGCAGGAAGUUUCAGGAGGAAGCCCAGGCUCUGCCCAAAGAGACUCUCGACCUGGUGCGCCAAAGCAUGAGCAACCCGGGUCUCCUGAGAUCCCUGUUUGGGCUGUGA